AUGCAUGUUGCAACAGCACGGUGCAGCGCAACGAAGCACCAAGCCGGCUUUUUUAGAAGGUCGCUCGUCACUCGCAGAGCUUCCGAGCAGCGCCACCUGCAAGAAGAAGUUCACCGACAACAAGGUUUGCAAGACUACGAGCCAAAAAAAAGUUGCACCUUUGAUCAGUUCAUUGCCGGCCACGAUCACAAGUGCUGGUUCUCGGAAACGCAGUGGAGGAACCCCUGCAUAGAAAAGCCCGUCUCAGGGACCUGGACCACCGCCAAGAUUGAUCUUGGGCCAGAUGAGGCUGGAGCUUGCUUCAUCGUCCCGCCAGGCGUAUGCCCCGUGCAGGUUUGUGUCAAGAGCGGGAGCCCCAACAGUGCGGCUGGUCGAGCUUGCUACUCUGGGAAGCAAACAUGCGAGACAAACGGCGGUCCAUCAAAUGGCAAGGUGGACGAGACGGUUUGCACGAAGUGGACGAUGCUGAAUAAGUUCUGUGUGGUGAGCCUUGCAACCAACGGAAACAACCCAAACGAAAUCCAAGAUCUGAGCAACUUUGCCGUUCAGUGGGGCUGCUGCGAUGGGAGUGGAGGUGUAGUGGGAGAUCCGCACAUCCAUACCCUGGAUGGAAACGAGUUCGACCUCUACGACAAAGGAACUUAUUCGGUGUUCCACUACGGCGGUACCGGUGACAUCGAUUGGCAACUCUAUGCAACGUAUGGAGGCCCGCUCUGGACAGUCCAAGGCUUGCUCUUGGUGGAUCGAUCCAAAGGUCGCUUCCGACAGGCUAUGGAGCUGACGUCAGAGGACUGCCAGUGGCGCAGCAAGAGCGGGCAUAGGUCGUGGUCAGUCAUCGAGCGAAAUGCAUCGCUGUCCUUGCUGGAAGGGGGCGAGUACGUGACGGGCUUCGAGUAUGUCAACGAAAAGCACGUCAACCUUGGCAUGAACACCCCUCACGGCAAGAAAGACGUUCUUGUCCUCAACACAGUGUGCAUGAGCGGUGCCAUCAAUUUGCGGGUCUCCCCGCGGAAGGCCUUCGAAGCCAAGUUCCUGACGGGUCAAAUCCAAGCCGGCAACUCCAAAAGCCAGGAGAGGUUCCCAGUCGAGGAGAGCUGGCAAUCGCUAGGUGGGAGCGACAGCGCCGCAUCUUUCUUGAAGAAGAACCAAGAGGAGAAGCACUUGCUUGUGACCUCCUGCACUGGAGACGCUAAGACGAAGGCCGAGGACACCUGCGCGGAAUAUCUCGGCGAGGAGGCGCGGGAGUCCGGGAGUUUCUUCGACGAUUGCGUCUUCGAUGUGUGCCGAGGAGGGGAGUCAUUCGCAAAAGCAGCGGCAGAGCUGCGUUCACUCAUGUAG
Symbiodinium sp. CCMP2456 is the source of this 1338-nucleotide messenger RNA. NCBI's taxonomy places the organism in Eukaryota, Dinophyceae, Suessiales, Symbiodiniaceae. The record is from the annotation of a GenBank genome assembly.